Molecule: messenger RNA, 2424 nt
Organism: Epinephelus fuscoguttatus (brown-marbled grouper)
Lineage: Eukaryota; Metazoa; Chordata; Actinopteri; Perciformes; Serranidae
Gene: lmod2b
Product: leiomodin 2 (cardiac) b
Exons: 6
Coding region: 363-2057 (564 amino acids)
Biological process (GO): muscle contraction; myofibril assembly; pointed-end actin filament capping
Cellular component (GO): myofibril; striated muscle thin filament
Molecular function (GO): tropomyosin binding
Source: RefSeq, a predicted model, not a curated record
UUGGUACGUUCCCCUCUGAUCCCUCUCUUAAGGCCCAAACGGCAGCUGGCAAGAUUAGAGAGGAGAGGACACUGACACACACACAUAGACUCUCCCUGACAGCAAGACAGUCGGCCAGGAUAGAUCCAGUUCAGACUGGAGUGGGGACAUUCAAACACAUUCAUCCAGCUACGAUCACCUCAACUGGACCCUUUAUGUCUGUGGAUCUCCAGCAACCUCACUGUGGACCUUGUCUUGUGUUGGAUUCCCACAUGCCUACUUAAUUUUGGGGUCCGGACUGAAUCAAGUGCAACUCAACAACUGGUCUUUCUGUGGUAGUUUAAACUCUUACUGACUGGGUCUGUGCUAAUCACGCUUUGGCCAUGAGCUGUUUUGGGUACCGCCGAGAGUUGAGUAAGUACGAAGAUGUCGAUGAGGACGAGCUUUUGGCCUCCCUCACCCCUGAGGAGCUGGCUGAGCUGGAAAAGGAGCUGGUGGACAUUGAUCCUGACGCCAACGUGCCCAUAGGACUCAGACAGAGGGACCAGACAGACAAGACCCCUACGGGGACCUUCAGCAGAGAGGCCCUAAUGAAGUAUUGGGAAAAUGAGACACGUAGAUUGCUGGAGGAUGAGCUGGGUGGAGGAAGUCCCAAACUGGAUGAAGAACAAGAGGAGGAAUGUGUGACAGAAGAAAACAGCGAUGCAGAGGAUGAAAAGGAUGUUGAAAAUGAGAAAGAACAGAAACAGCAGGAAACACAAGAGGAGAAGAAAGAAGAGGAGGAGGAGGAUGAUGAAGAAGAAGAAGAAGAAGAAGAAGAGAGUGAGGAAGAGGAGGAAGCUGUAACAGAGGAGGAGGAGGAAGAUGAGGAGGAAGAGGAAGAAGAUAAUAAACUAAAACCUGAACCUGUAAAGGAAUUCCGGGCGCUGACACCACGAGCCGACAGCCCAAUGCUACUGAAGCCGCAGAGGGUGGAGCCUAUGAGACUGACCCCUCCCCCUCCACCUGUCGACCCAAAUGCAACCGGAAACCCAACAGUCGUCGAUGAUGCUCUCCAAAGAGCUCUUAGCAACGACCCUGAACUCACGGAGGUUAAUCUCAACAACAUUGACGAUAUCGCACAGGAAACCCUGAUUCGAUUCGCUGAAGCUCUGAGGUCUAACACACAUGUGCGGGUCUUCAGCCUCGCGAACACUCGAGCCGACGACCCUGUGGCUCUGGCCAUUGCUAAGAUGCUGAGGGAGAACUCGUCCAUCAUCAGUCUGAAUAUAGAGUCUAACUAUGUGACUGGAAAGGGCGUGAUGGCGUUGGUUCAAGCGCUUCCUGGAAACAACACCCUGACUGAGCUUCGGUUCCACAACCAGAGACACAUGUGUGGAGGACAGGUAGAGAUGGAGAUGGUGAAGAUACUGAGGGAAAACUACACCCUGAUCAAGCUGGGCUACCAGUUUAACCUGCCUGGUCCCAGGAUGAGCAUGACGGGGAUCCUCACCAGGAAUCAGGACCGCCAGAGACAGAAACGGCUGCAGGAGCAGAAACAGCUGCAGGGCCAACUGGGGGUGCCAGAGGGAGCGGUCAACCCCAGAACCACUGCACUGAAAGGAACUCCUCGUUCAUCACCUUACAGCUCACCCAGGGGCUCUCCUUGGUCCUCACCCAAACUCCCCAGGAGUGACCUGGCCAAAAAGCAAACUCCUCCUGCUCCACCUCCUCCUCCCCCUCCACCACCUCCUCCUCCACCACCUCCUCCUCCACCACCUCCCUCGCAUCGGGAGAAGAUGAAGCCCACCAGGAUGAUUGCGGAGGUCAUCAAGGCGCACGAGGCGGGCAGCAAGAAGGUGAAGAAGACAAAAGGGAAGAAGGGCAAGAAGGGGAAGGUGUCAGAGAGAGACGAUACACCUAGCAUCCUGAAGGAGCUCAAGAAUGCACUGAGGCCCAUGUCGGUGGACAAGAGAGGGGAGGAGGGCAGCAGGCCAUCUACGCCCAUGAGGUCGGCCCACGACCAGCUGAUGGAGUCUAUUCGCAACAGCAGCGUCCGCAGCCUGAGACGGGUUGAAGUCCCACAUCAUCUACGAUAAUACAAGUGACGUAAAAGAGGUCUCUUCGUUGCCAUGGAAAUUCGGGGCAUCUGCCUAAUGAUGACGAUGGAGUGAUGAAAGCACAUGAUGAAAACAUGUUGGGAUUGCUGAGGAGGCAAAAAACUGAAUACUUACUCAUGAAAAAGAAAACUAUACUGGGAAUUUGCACUGCAACAAUAGCUUUACAAGUUUUUUUCUAAAGUAUAAAAACAUAAUUGAAAAUGGUAUUUGUAUUUUAAUUUUGAGUUGACUGAACUGUUUACUGAUACGUUUUUUAAUUCAUUGUUUUCUUGUAAAAUUGUAAAUAUGGUCUGUUGUUGGGUGAAUCGUGUUCAUUUCUAAAUAUAGCCAUUUGGUGUUUACAAUG